AUGGCCCUGGGACAGAGGCUGUUCAUCACUAUGUUCCAGGGAGUAGGACGUGUUCAGGGCACGCUGCAGACUCUCGUCUUCUUAGGCGUCCUAGUGGGCAUGGUGGUGCCCUCACCUGCCGGCGCCCGCGCCAACGGCACACUCCUGGACUCCCGAGGCUGGGGCACCCUCUUGUCCAGGUCCCGAGCUGGGCUAGCUGGAGAGAUUUCGGGUGUGAACUGGGAAAGUGGCUAUUUGCUGGGCAUCAAGCGGCAGCGGAGACUCUACUGCAACGUGGGCAUCGGCUUCCACCUCCAGGUGCCCCCCGACGGCCGCAUCAGUGGAACACACGAGGAGAACCCCUACAGCUUGCUGGAGAUUUCCACCGUAGAGCGGGGUGUGGUGAGUCUCUUCGGUGUGAAAAGCACCCUCUUCAUUGCCAUGAACAGUAAAGGAAGACUGUACACCACGCCCAGCUUCCAAGAGGAAUGCAAGUUCAGAGAAACCCUCCUCCCAAACAAUUACAACGCUUACGAGUCAGACCUGUACAGAGGGACCUACAUUGCACUGAGCAAAUAUGGCCGGGUAAAGCGGGGCAGCAAGGUGUCCCCAAUCAUGACUGUCACUCACUUCCUCCCCAGGAUAUAA
Messenger RNA from Peromyscus eremicus (cactus mouse), 627 nucleotides. RefSeq names its product fibroblast growth factor 6 (gene Fgf6). Gene Ontology annotation, cellular component: cytoplasm. Gene Ontology annotation, molecular function: growth factor activity; fibroblast growth factor receptor binding. The record is from RefSeq and is a predicted model, not a curated record. Lineage: Eukaryota; Metazoa; Chordata; Mammalia; Rodentia; Cricetidae. Gene Ontology annotation, biological process: positive regulation of cell population proliferation; fibroblast growth factor receptor signaling pathway; animal organ morphogenesis. Bases 1 to 627 code for a protein of 208 amino acids. The transcript has 3 exons.